AUGACUGGAGGCGGCAAGUCCGGCGGCAAGGCCAGCGGUUCUAAGAACGCGCAAUCUCGUUCCUCCAAGGCCGGUCUCGCUUUCCCCGUCGGCCGUGUCCACCGUCUCCUCCGCAAGGGUAACUACGCUCAGCGUGUUGGUGCCGGUGCUCCCGUCUACCUCGCUGCCGUUCUCGAGUACCUCGCUGCUGAGAUUCUCGAGUUGGCUGGCAAUGCCGCCCGCGACAACAAGAAGACCCGUAUCAUCCCCCGUCAUCUUCAGCUCGCUAUCCGGAACGAUGAGGAGUUGAACAAGCUCUUGGGUCAUGUUACUAUUGCCCAGGGUGGUGUUCUGCCCAACAUUCACCAGAACCUGUUGCCCAAGAAGACCGGCAAGGGCAAGAACCUGAGCCAAGAGCUGUAA
Colletotrichum higginsianum IMI 349063 is the source of this 402-nucleotide messenger RNA. Its product is annotated as Histone H2A. The transcript is spliced from 3 exons. Gene Ontology annotation, cellular component: nucleosome. Gene Ontology annotation, molecular function: DNA binding; protein heterodimerization activity; structural constituent of chromatin. The record is from RefSeq and is a predicted model, not a curated record. Bases 1 to 402 code for a protein of 133 amino acids. Lineage: Eukaryota; Fungi; Ascomycota; Sordariomycetes; Glomerellales; Glomerellaceae.